AUAUUGAUGGUGUAGAUGUACCUUAUUUUUUGCUCGGUGAUCCAGCAUAUCCACUCCUUCCAUGGUAAAUGAAAGGAUAUACUGGUAGUGUAAGCAUUGAGGAAGAUAAUUUCAACACAUAUUUAAGUUCGGCGCGUAUGGCAGUUGAAAAUGCUUUUGGAAGGUUAAAAGGUAGAUGGAGAUGCCUACAAAAAAGGAUUGAUAUUCACCAUAGUUUUAUUCCAUCUGUUGUAUCUUGUUGUGUCACACUACACAAUAUUAUUGAAUUGGAGCAUGAUCAUUUUAAUACCAAAUGGUUAAGAAAUGUUGAAGACUCAGAUGUAGUUUACCCUCAGCCCACAACCAGCGUAACAAAUCGUAGAGACACAAGUUUAAAUGUUGACGAUAUGAAGAAUAUAAGAGAACAUUUAAAAAUGUACAUGGUAAACAAUUACCCAUUGAGAAGUUCUUCAGUCAGGACAUUAUAA
Myzus persicae (green peach aphid) is the source of this 467-nucleotide messenger RNA. RefSeq lists its product as uncharacterized. The record is from RefSeq and is a predicted model, not a curated record. NCBI's taxonomy places the organism in Eukaryota, Metazoa, Arthropoda, Insecta, Hemiptera, Aphididae. Bases 69 to 467 code for a protein of 132 amino acids. The transcript has 2 exons.